Alosa alosa (allis shad) is the source of this 1486-nucleotide messenger RNA. It is a transcript of the gene nudt13, whose product is annotated as nudix (nucleoside diphosphate linked moiety X)-type motif 13. NCBI's taxonomy places the organism in Eukaryota, Metazoa, Chordata, Actinopteri, Clupeiformes, Clupeidae. Bases 338 to 1378 code for a protein of 346 amino acids. The transcript has 9 exons. Gene Ontology annotation, molecular function: metal ion binding; hydrolase activity. The record is from RefSeq and is a predicted model, not a curated record.
ACCGGGAGCAGACGGGCUUUAGUUGAUGACGUAAACUGUUGUGCUGUGAUUUAAGCUGUGUGACCCGACCCAGGCAGUAGCAUGUACAAUGCCGAGGACAGUUGUCAAAAGAAAGAAGUUGUUAAUGAAAAGUUACUCGACUGAUUCCUACUACAGGGCAGGAGCAAAGUCACAGUUACGAAACGACGUCCAUUUUUAAACGUAACGUGACGAAGUCUGUAACGUAGAACAGUGUGUUCUGUAGCCGUCCUUCCUUCCUUCGGUCAUUCAUUUGCUGUGCUGGGCAUAAAUAUGAGAAGACGACCAUUUGGGCUUUUAAAAAAGCUAACCUCUGGAAAUGUUUAAGUCAUUGCGAACUCUCUUCAGGCCGGAGCUGGUGUUGACCAGGUCCAGCUCCAGUUAUGUAACAAGAAUGAGGCACCUGAUGAAGCUGAAGGAGGAUGACGGGGCGUGCCUGGAGGCUCUUCGCUCUGGCCAUCUGCUGCUCUACCACUGGCUGGCCCCUCUGUUGCAGAAGGCUCCCGCCACCGCCUCCACCCCCGGACUCUUCCAGCUGCCCGCCAUCAACACCAGCGAUUUUGAAGGAGUACUUGACAAACUUGGGAAGAGCCGGGCGCUUGUGAAUGAAGCAGUUCUUAUUGCCUGCACUGAACAGCAUGAGGCCCAGUUUUCUCUUGAUGUUGGGGUCCUGGAUAAGUCUGAGGUGGAGAGGUUGUGUGGAGGAGCGUUCAUUGACCUAAGGAAGGCCUUCUUCCUCCUCCGAGGCCCAGAGGCCCCGCUGGUGGCCCGGGGCCAGGCACUGCUGCGUUGGCACCAGACCCAUGGCUUCUGCAGUGCUAGUGGGCACCCCACCUUCAGGAACCAGUCGGGCAGCCAGCGCGUGUGCCACAGCAGUGGGCAAACCUACUACCCAAAGAUGGCGCCAGUGGUGAUUACUCUAAUAUCCGAUGGCACCCAGUGUCUACUGGGGAGGCAGGCCACCUUCCCCAGAGGCAUGUACAGCGCCCUGGCAGGAUUCUGUGACAUGGGUGAGACCAUAGAGGAGACGUUGCGGAGAGAGGUGGCAGAGGAGGUGGGCUUGGAGCUGGACUCGUGGCGAGUGUCGGGCACUCAGCACUGGCCUUUUCCCCAGAGCUCCUUCAUGGUGGCCUGCCACGCAACCGUUACCCCUGGCAACACACAGGUGAGUUUAAACCAUGAGGAGCUGGAGGACGCACGCUGGUUCUCUCUGCAGGAGAUCGAGGAGGCGCUGCGUCUGAAGAAGCCGCCCCGUAACCCUGAGGGGGAGACCCCCACCCUCUGGGUGCCCCCCAGCUACGCCAUCGCACACCAGCUGGUGCAGGAGUGGGUGCAGCAGCAACGGAGUGCUGCACGCUAGUAACACACACACACACACACACACAAACACAAACACAUAGGCACAGGCACACAGACACGCACACACACACACAUAGGCACACAUAGGCACACACACACACACACGCAC